Triplophysa rosa is the source of this 4364-nucleotide messenger RNA. RefSeq names its product RAB30, member RAS oncogene family (gene rab30). The coding region runs from base 204 to 815 and encodes 203 amino acids. Gene Ontology annotation, molecular function: GTP binding; GTPase activity. Gene Ontology annotation, biological process: Rab protein signal transduction. Gene Ontology annotation, cellular component: trans-Golgi network. The record is from RefSeq and is a predicted model, not a curated record. The transcript has 5 exons. Lineage: Eukaryota; Metazoa; Chordata; Actinopteri; Cypriniformes; Nemacheilidae.
CUUCCACUGGGGUACGGAAGCAUGAUGUCAUUGUAAAAACGAAGGAAUCUCUGCGAUCAUUGUGCAACGCUGAAGCCGAAAAUCUGCCGAGAUUGCAGGCGUUGCAAGAUUGCUCGUGUCGUUUAGAUCGCGUCUCAGAAGAAAAGACCGAAUGCAUUUGCAGUAACAGAAGCAGCGGGGUAAACCCCUUGUGUUUGCUGAUCAUGAGCAUGGAGGAUUAUGACUAUUUAUUCAAAAUUGUGCUGAUAGGAAAUGCAGGAGUGGGGAAAACCUGCCUCGUCCGACGCUUCACUCAGGGCCUGUUCCCUCCUGGACAAGGUGCGACCAUAGGAGUGGAUUUUAUGAUCAAAACUGUUGAAAUUAAAGGAGUAAAAGUAAAGCUCCAGAUCUGGGACACAGCCGGGCAGGAGAGGUUUCGCUCAAUAACCCAGAGCUACUACCGCAGUGCCAACGCCCUCAUCCUCACCUACGACAUCACCUGUGAAGAUUCCUUCCGGUGCCUUCCCGAGUGGCUGAGGGAGAUUGAGCAGUAUGCUAACAACCAAGUGGUGACAAUCUUAGUAGGGAAUAAGAUCGACUUGGCCGACAAGCGAGAAGUCCAUCGGCAGCGAGCUGAGGAGUUUGCAGAGGCUCAGAGCAUGUUGUAUCUGGAGACUUCUGCCAAAGAGUCGGACAACGUGGAGAAGCUCUUCCUGGACCUGGCUUGCGAACUGAUCCGCGAGGCCAAGCAAAACACGUUGGACAACAACGACUCCACCCCCAUGCCCGGAGAAGGGAAAAACAUCAAUUAUUUGGGUUGCUGCAGCAUGAACUAGUAGACUUGGCCACCCUGUACCCCGCUGAAGAGACGGCAACACGGAUUGCAUACAAAGUGGUUGUAUUGUCUGUGACUACUGUUGGUGGAAGUCUACUACUUUUACCUGUCUUCAAACCCCCGGGUAUUUUUAACCGUACUCUGUACAUUCAAAAUAAGUAAGAUCAGAUAAUGCUGCUUUUAUGAGGGGGGACCGAAGCACCUAGAUGUUUUCAAACAAGAAAAACGGGGCUAUGUUACUGCUAGCUGAUAGGUCAGACAAUGAGAUUUUUUACACUUCUGUACAAUGCAACCAUUGGGAUUUCCCUUCUGACUUGGGAGCCAAUUUAUUUGUUUUAUUAGUGAUUCGGAAAAAGAUGAAAAACCAGGUCUUCAUUGUCAAUCUCAUCUGUUUAAGGGAAAAGUUCACCCAAAAAUGUAAAUUCUGUUAUUUGCUCACCAACUUUUACUCCUCUGCGGAACACGAAGGAUGCUUUGAAGAAGGUCCAUGCCGAUCUUUUUCAUACAAUGAAAGCAUACAAUGAUCAGGGGUUGUCAAGCUCCAGCAGGGCAAAAUUAAAAUCAUACUGAUCAACCCCACCUAUAGGUCACACUGCAUAUUGUUGCUGUCCCUCCGAAAUUUGAUGUCCAAAUUCGCUGUUUUUCAUUUUUUUAAUUGAUUUAAAUACCGUGUUGUCAAAGUCAACAGGCACUUUUUAAUACUUUUUUAUUGAUUAGAUAUUUGCUAAACCCAGGGACAAACACAAAGGGUGACUAAUAAUAAUGAUUCAUGGCAAAAAUAAAAAAACAUGGAGACAGCAGUGAUAUUCAGAAUUUUUUGUGUAAAAAUCAUUGCAGUUUGGCAUCAGUGAUGUGGAUGGUGUGACGCUUCUUGACAUUUAAAUAUGCACAUUCGUAUAUGAGGGCUAGUGUGAAAAAAGUUGAUCAGAUACUGUAUAUUAAUUUACAUUUUUCCUGAAUAAAGUCAGCCGGGUUUGGAACAUUAUGAGGAUGAGAAAUGACAGAAGGUUUUUGGGUGGAUUAUUUCUUUAAAAUGCAUUGCCACAAUGCUGGUGUGCAUGCAUUUAUUAUUCACGCAAAAUGCACUUGCUUGUGAAAUCAUGAGUAUACGCAUGUCCAUUUAUUUGAGAAAGAAAGCAGACACCCAGCUACCUGUAACGUUCACCCGAUAUGAAAAUUCUCUCAUCAUUUACUCAUUUUAUUGCAAACCUGUAUGACUUGCAGAAAACAAAAGAAGAUAUUUUGAAGAAUGUAGGUAACCAAACAACAUUGAAUCCCAUUGACUUCCAUUGUCACAAGAAAUGUCACAAACCACAGAGACAUUUCUCAAAAUACCACCUUUUGUGUCAUAUACUGGUUUUGAAUGACAUAUGGAUGAAUAAAUGCUAACAGAUUUUUUUUAUUUUUGGUUGAACUAUCCCUUUAAAUCUUUAUUAGACAGACGUUUUAUAAGAAUAUACACUCUCCUUAAAGCUUGCAUGGAAGUUUGUUUGCCAAUACUAAACACAUUUUUGAAAACCAUAGCAAAAUCCCAAUGUGCCUCUGUCAUGUUUCCAUCCUGCAGAAAACAGCAUUCUCGACAUGUCUAAGUUAUAUUUAAAAAAUGAUUCUUAAAGGGACAGUUCUAUCAAAAAUGAAAGAUCUGUCAUCAUUCACUCAUCCUCCUGAUGUUUCAAACCUGUUUGACUUUAUUCUGCAUUUCUUUCGGUGUUCACAAUUUAGGCCCCACAUGACAACUAAUGCCAUUUAGCAUCAAGUGCAUCAAACAUUUUGUGCUAAGGUUAAUUUGAAUAAGGUUAAUAAUUUAGGUUGUUUUGCAUGUACUGGCCCUUUAAGAGAUGUUUCUUUGUGAUAUUAUUUUCUAGACAAUUAAGCACAUUUUAUCUCCAAGUCUCAUUACUGUGACUUUUGUAUGUUUGCUUUGGAGUUUGUAAAUCUUGUUCUCAAAGAUGAUUCUCAUUAGAUUCUAGAAUUAUUCUUUCUGGACACAGUUAUUAAAACUAGCUUACAUUGAUUUAAGGCACUACAACAAAUUCUACAAUUAUAAAAAAAUGUUUUAGAAUUUCAAUAUUUGAACAUGGGAAGCAAUCUUCUACGCCGUGCAAUAGGCUUUGUUUUCUUUUAAGCAAAAAAUAAUUUCUUGUUUGUUUUGUAUUGACCUGGUCACAGAGGUUUCCAGCAGCCAACCUGCUGAAACCUCAAAAGUCAACACAGCGUUUUCUUACACCCUAGCCAAUGGCACAAUGCACUGUCUAAAAGUCUUAUUUCAUUCCAUACUAAUAUCCCCCCAGAGGUUUACUCUGAUUUAUAACUGUGGAUAUUUUGUCCUUUGGAAGUAUUAGAACUGAAAUGUACCAAGAUGCUUCUAGUUAAAUUAGUCCUGCUUUGGUAAUAACUGUAGCGAUGUGUAAAGCUUUUUGGUACUCGAGAGGCAGAGAGAACAGUGUACGUGUGUAGUUAAUGUAUGAAUGCGAGAACUAUGUAUUUGCUAGUUGUUAAUAGUGAAUUCUUGCACAAUUGGUUUUGAUGUUUCAAUGCAUCAUAUUGAGGAACAGUGGGUUGAAUUUUGUCAUUGUGUGGAACAGUAUGAUCCCGACUUCAUUUGGUCUUUGUUUUGGAAUUGUGUUGUUUAUUUUAACAGCUUUUAAACAGUCUGGGCUGUGCUGUGAGGUUGUUUGCACCGGUGUCAUUACAAUGAAACUGUGAAUUUACUCUUUUAUAGACUUACCGUAUUUUACUUGCUGCUAAAGAGCAUUUUCCUGCAUUUCCUGCAUUUUUUUGUUGUUGCUGUGAACAGAUUUACAUAUAGACUUUCAUCCAGUUCUUGUUGAUGGAUGUAACAAUGAUUUAUUGAUAUUGUUGGGUAAAUCCAUUCACCACAACACUGAACAAUGUCUGAGGACCAAUCUUUUCCCAGCUUGUUUUGGUUGUCAAUGCCAAUUACUUUGCAGUAUAAUGCAUUUUCAUAGCUGCUUAUUUUAUGAUAUUAAGUUUUUUUUAUUAACGCAUUUUUUCAAGUAACAACCUUUUUAAUUUUGUGUAAACUGUUUUCUUUGUUACAUGACGUGCCAUGCACAGUAUUGUGUCUGUCGGGUAUAUUUGUGUUGCCUUGUUUUACAGUUACUUGCCAUAUUGUGUUACAUUAUGUACCAACGACACUUGGAAUAUUUUUAUGUUCAAGGCCCUAAUUUCCUAUAUUCUAGUAUUACUAAGUGCUUAUUUUCCUAGACAUUUUAUGACAAUUUUAUUAUAUGAAGUACAAUAAAUAGCAAGGGGUAACAAGUCCUUGUGUAGUAACGACAAACACUCGCUGAACCCACCAGAUUGUUAAGUAGAUCCAUUUGUUGUUUUUAGUGUGUUAUGCAUUAGAAGUUUGUGAUGCGUUAUGUGUAAUAUCAUAACUGAAGAGCUGAACCCACAACUGCAACUCAAUUCAAUACCUAAAAUGUUUCAUUUAAGCAAUUCUGUUUGUGUACCUUUUGAUUUGAUUUUCAAUAUAUAUAGACUGUAAGUUAAUACAUUUCAUCAAAUAAACAUGGUUAUGACACUA